GCGGCGAGCAGGCAGCGGAGCCGGGAGCUGGAGGCGCGGCCGCUCGGCCGAACCGCCCCGUACAGGCGCUGCGGGCGGCCGCGGGCAGGUGCUGCUGGAGGGCGGGCUGGGGAGCGCGAGCAGAGCCGCCCGCUGCUGCGGGACGUCGCCGGGCCCUGUUCCCGCCGAGCAAGCCGCGGCAAGCCGGGGGCGCAGGGGGCGCAGGGGGCGCAGGGGGCGCGCCGUCCGCUCACGCUCGUCCUCCUGCUGUGCGGCGCGUCCUCGCCGGACAGCCCGGGAGCCGCGGCGCCGCCUGCGGGAGAGGCUGCGGGACGUGCGCGGCAGCGGGGGCGCGGGCUGGUCGGGGCGAGUGGGGCGAGGCAGGCGGAGGACGCGGCGGCGCCCGGCUCGCGGCCCACUGGAGGCGCUGCACGCGCGCGGUGUUCGGACGCCAGGCGGGUCCACCGUGCAGGCGGCCGCCCUACUGCCCGGCCACCCGGCCUCCAGCCUGGCCGUCCCCGGGCCGCCUGCGGGGCGCUGCAAGCCGCCGGCCCGCGCGACCAGCAGCGGGCCAUGGGCGAGACCAGGCCUCCCCGCACUUGCUGGCGUGCUUUUCCUGGGGUCCCUGGAGCUCGGGGAAGGAUCCAGAUGCCACCUUCCCCAGUGCCCCAGCUUCAGGAUCACCUCCAGGGUCCUGGGGAGGAGCUGUCACUGACAGCCAUAUGUCCCCAGCGGAGACUGUGGGACCCCGGGAAGGGGUCGAGAGCCUGUGAUGGACUUGUCCAUACUCCUGCUGAGCCGCUGGAGCCCCCAGAUGAAGGCUGGGCUCCCGGGCCACCCGCACUCUAA
Canis lupus familiaris (dog) is the source of this 828-nucleotide messenger RNA. RefSeq lists its product as uncharacterized. The transcript has a single exon. The record is from RefSeq and is a predicted model, not a curated record. Lineage: Eukaryota; Metazoa; Chordata; Mammalia; Carnivora; Canidae. The annotation marks the transcript as partial.